AAAAGGAUUUAUAUAUAAUCCCAUCACAUUUAAAGAAAAAAUGAUAUAAUUACCCAUAUUUUUUGCACCCCUUCUUGUCUCCUUUUCUUGCUUGACUGAAGACGCCACGUUCACAACCACAGCCAAACACAAGUACAAGACUUUUUUCCCACGCGACUAACAAUAAUAUCCAAAACCCACAACCCAAACCAACAGAAACCUUCCAAUAUAUAUAAAAUUAAAAAAAAAAAAAGAAAAAGAAAAAGAAAUGGCGGUGGGCAGUACCUUCUUUCUCUCUCUAAAACCACUGUCAUCACCGGCUCUCUCCUCCUUCCCCUUCUCCUCCACAGCCACCAACUACCAACCCACUCUGACGACACAUCCCAAAGCUCAUACACAAACUUCCUCCUUUCCUAAAAUACCCUUGUCAUCUUUCAAGAAUAACAACAACACCCCAUCCCCAUCAGAAACCGGGUGCCCUGUGCCGCUGGAUCAACAGCCCAUCAACGAGUACCACUCUCUCUCCAAUUCUUUCCCCUUCUCAUGGGCGUCAGGCGACGUCGUUGAGUUCUGCUCAAGGCUUUUCGCGACGGGGGCAUGCUUUUCCCUUUUUGUGGGUCUUCCAGUUUCUUGGUUUGGGUCCGUUGGGCCCAAAUCUGAGCCCAUCGGACUCCUCCUGGCCGCUGCUUCAAGUGGGCUUAUCGUUGUCAUUCUUGCCGUUGUCAGGAUGUAUUUGGGCUGGGCUUAUGUGGGCAACCGCCUGUUAAGCGCCACUGUUGAAUAUGAAGAAACAGGAUGGUACGAUGGGCAGAUAUGGGUGAAGACUGCAGAAGUUUUGGCUCGUGAUCGACUUCUUGGUUCUUUUUCAGUGAAGCCUGUCCUAAGUAGGCUAAAGACAACGCUGGUGGUUCUCGGGACAUCAUUGUUUCUGUGCAUAGUCCUCCUCGUCAACUCCGAAACCACCCAAAAACAAGCUUAUACUAUUCCAGGAGAAGAGCCUGGAGGCAGAGCUGUCCCAGGAGUCUACAACGAUGAAUCUGCAAGAAACUUUGAGCCUGAUGCAUUCUGUGGUGAAUCAGUUGCACCACCUUAAUCAUCAUCAUCAUCAUCAUGUUGUCCCACUCAUUUUUCAUUCCCCAGUACAUACACUUAUCUUCUUGUGCAGUUUCUUACUAAUAUGUGGUCUCAUGGGUCGGAGUGGUGUGUUUGUACAUUUGUUGUGGGGGGAAAAAUUGCACUUCUGGCCCAAGAA
This is a messenger RNA of Sesamum indicum (sesame), 1231 nucleotides long. RefSeq names its product YCF36, putative (DUF1230). Lineage: Eukaryota; Viridiplantae; Streptophyta; Magnoliopsida; Lamiales; Pedaliaceae. The record is from RefSeq and is a predicted model, not a curated record.